This is a messenger RNA of Monodelphis domestica (gray short-tailed opossum), 1124 nucleotides long. It is a transcript of the gene NTS, whose product is annotated as neurotensin. Gene Ontology annotation, molecular function: neuropeptide hormone activity. Gene Ontology annotation, cellular component: extracellular region; axon terminus. NCBI's taxonomy places the organism in Eukaryota, Metazoa, Chordata, Mammalia, Didelphimorphia, Didelphidae. The record is from RefSeq and is a predicted model, not a curated record.
UGGGAGUUUUCCUGCUUGGAAGUCCAGCUUGCCCUCCAUGACUAUAGUUCUGAAUGAGUCCCAAAUGCGUCAGAAAUGUGAAGCAAUAUAAUUAGUGAAUAGCAUCAAUUUCACUCAAGGUUCAUCUGUGGAGGAGGAGAGGGGAGGCAAAGGAGGAGGGGGAGGAGGAAGUGUGAAGGGAAGGGGGAGGAAUAAAAGGAGGGCAUUUCACAAAGAGAUAAUCCCUGUACAUUUGUGACAUCAUCCCUCUGCUUAUGUAUAUAUAGGGAAUCGUCCAGAGCUCCCCUCAUGGUUCAGUCACUUUCUAAAUCAGCUGAAGGCAAUAGGAAAAGAGAGAGACACACUCAUUUGCAGCUUCUCUCUCUGCCUCAUAUUUAUGGACUUUACUUACUAGAAGACUAAAGGAUGAUAGCAAGGAUGAAAAUUCAACUGAUCUGCCUGAUGUUUCUGACUUUCACCUCCCAGAGUCUGUGCUCAGAUUCAGAAGAGGAAAUGAAAGCCCUAGAAGCAGAUUUAUUGACCAAUAUGUACACAUCAAAGAUCAGCAAAGCAAGAUUUCCUCAUUGGAAAAUGACCUUGAUAAAUGUAUGCAACCUUGUCAACAACUUAAAUAGCCAAGUUGAAGAAACAGGGGAAACUGGUGAUGAUGAGCUUGUAAUGAGAAGACAGUUUUCGACUUUAGAUGGCUUUAACUUGGAAGCAAUGCUGACCAUCUACCAGCUUCAGAAAAUCUGUCAAAGCAGAGUCUUUCAACACUGGGAGCUACUCCAAGAUGAUAUUCUUGAAACUGGAAAUCUGAACCGUGAGAAAGAAGAAGUGAUGAAGAGGAAAACUCCUUAUAUCCUGAAGCGGCAAAUCCAUGUGAAUAAAGCCAGAAGACCCUACAUACUCAAAAGGAGUUCUUCCUAUUACUGAAAAGUGGGGAAAUAUCUAAUUUAGUUUAUGAGUAACUGUGCUUUAUUGUUUCUUUAAUUAAACAUAGAAGCAUAUUGGUGUGAAAAUUAUGUGACAAAAGAAAAGAAUAAUUUUGUCUCUUCUGCAGUUGUGGUUUCUUGAAUGUGAUUUUUUUUAAUCAAAAGAAUUGGAUUGAAAGGAUUCCAAAUAAAUCUCAUUUCUAAGCAUGA